AAUCCCCUCGUUAAAGUCAGUGUGAGGAGAAUCUGAUGUAUCUUUCCCUUUUGUGCACUUCUCUUUUUUUCUUCUUCCUUGCUCUCAAACAUUGUGAAGGAAGGAAAGACGGAGCAUGACUGGUUGUUGUUUGAGCUGGUCGUAGAUUUUAUCAACAGACAUCUUCACAGAAUGAAUCUCCUAUUUGGGGUUCCUUGGCUUGACAAUGUGUUGUUCUGGGCCUGCAUUUGUUUCCUUACUCAAAAAGGUUACAGUUUUGAACAGGACUUUUCUCUCAAUGACGAUGCAUUCAGUAGCCAUGCAGGUGUGUUUGAUCCCCAAACCUCAAACCAGUUUAACUCUGGAGCUUCUUUAAAUGCAAACCAUGACUCUGACGGUCACAUAAAUGAGAUGCUGAGGGAUCCAGUCCACCGUGAUGACAACGAGGAUGCUAGCUCUGCUACUAGCUUCAGUGAAGAGAUGGUACAAAGCUCUGCUCCCUCCUUGCAGAAUUCUGAUCUUGAAGAUCCUGGUUAUGGACACCCGUUUGACCUUUUAGUAAAGGAGCACACGCAGCAGAGAAAAAAGGUGGAGGGUGUCAGUUUCCCGACCAUGAGAAAUUUUAAACAGUUUGUACAGAAAAUGAAAAGCUCCUUCCUCAAACCUGGAAGUGACUUGAGAAGACACUUUCAAACGGCGCGAGACAUCGUGGAAAACGAGUUGGCUUCUAAGGCUGGAAAUACAGAUGAGGAGCCUCGCGCAGGGUCUGGAUUUGACUCCACAAAAGAAGACAACGCUCACAGUGAGGCCGAUGAAAAUGAAGCCUGGAAGAAGAACAGAAAUACAGAGUUUGAAGAAGGCGAUAUGAGUCCAAACUACCAAAUGCCAAGCCGAUCCGUCCUCGAUCCUGUUGACUCUACUGCAAGUUUUAUUACAAACAAUGCUCAUGAUAACUCCGGACUGGGCGUGGAUGCUGCUUACCAUCAACUCUGUCAGUCAGAAGCCACACCGUGUGUUUUAAAUAAUAAUGAAUUGUCUGACAGUAGUGGAGAUACUAGUGCUCCUGGUUCACAAAAUAACAAUGUUCAGUCAACAAGCCCUCAGCUCUAUGAACAAAUUCCUCCUGAUUCAUUCUUUGGAGAAGAUUAUUCUUCUGCCCCAGAUUUAAACUACUAUGACAACAAGAUGACAACUGUAAUCCCGCAAACCCCUGAGAAGUAUAUCCAAACAUCCGAUUAUACACCUCAAAGUAAAGACCAUUUUGCAGGUUAUCAAAAACAAUCUGUUGGCUUUAAACUUGGAGAUUUCCAAAGUGAAGAACCAAGCAGAUGGACUCCAAAUAAUUUCCUUUCUGCACCAAAGCCCCGAUCUCCGAAUUCCUACAGGAAAAGUGUAUACGUCAGUGCGCCAAGAGGUCAACUGCACUUCCCAGAUUAUGUUCCAAAACAUAGGGAGAUACCAACCCCGACAUUUCCAGCAUAUCUGGAAUCAAACCGUGUAAAUGAAAACCCCCCUGUGCACCGGCCUGCAUCUGUUGGAUCUGUUUCUUCCAGUUCAGAAAACCCUUCAUCACAGAGUUUAAGUGGCCACGUGGGUGUUCAAACAAGCAGCCCCAAUGACAUUACUAUGAAUCCUUCAAGCUCUUUAUACGACGGCUAUCUGAAAGCGCAGGGAGUCAGCGUUACUCAAGAGAAAUCAAAUCCCUCUGAGCAGAAUCUAAUAUCUGCCAUUCAGGAAUCAAAACAAAUAACAGAAGAUACCCUGCUUCCCUUUUCUAACAGCUUGGAAUCCACCCAGAGCGGGGUUUUAUCUCAACUUGGUUAUGCAACCUUCAACUCCCCUAGUUCUGCUCCAGCAUCAGAGACAGACCUAAGAUUAGUUGGCAAUGAAGUGAAGAGGAAGAACACGGUUAUCAAAAAUGAAAUUUCUUAUGGUGCCGUUAGACCCCCGGACCUAUUUUCUGCCUCACAGGGUCGAAGACUCGGUGGCUAUGCUGGCCGUCUGCAGACCUUCAUUCAACCAACCAAUGAAUGGAGGCGUCCAGCCGAUGUAAACAGAGAACCUGGUAACACGGCCUACCAGCAUCCCAAACCCAGAGUCUCUGCUCCUACAUUAAACGGUCUGUUUUGGAGGAAACGUGUCGACACCAAGAGGCUUCCUCAGACGGGCUUCAUUAUGUCGUCACCAUCUGCACACACAUAUGUUGUGAAAUCCCAAAAACGCUAUGUGAGGGGCAAAGUGUUUCGAUCAAAGACUCGUUAUGACCCUCAUCAGCUGAAUGAUGUGAUUACAAAAAACACUGCAGGCAAAGGACUGAAGAACCAAGAAUACACGAUUUAA
Molecule: messenger RNA, 2319 nt
Organism: Labrus mixtus (cuckoo wrasse)
Lineage: Eukaryota; Metazoa; Chordata; Actinopteri; Labriformes; Labridae
Exons: 3
Coding region: 172-2319 (715 amino acids)
Source: RefSeq, a predicted model, not a curated record